Necator americanus (New World hookworm) is the source of this 3336-nucleotide messenger RNA. RefSeq lists its product as uncharacterized. Gene Ontology annotation, cellular component: actin cytoskeleton; vesicle; myosin complex. Gene Ontology annotation, molecular function: ATP binding; microfilament motor activity; actin filament binding. NCBI's taxonomy places the organism in Eukaryota, Metazoa, Nematoda, Chromadorea, Rhabditida, Ancylostomatidae. The transcript is spliced from 29 exons. Gene Ontology annotation, biological process: actin filament organization; vesicle transport along actin filament. The record is from RefSeq and is a predicted model, not a curated record. The coding region runs from base 1 to 3336 and encodes 1111 amino acids.
AUGGCGUUCCACUGGCAGUCGAACGUGAACGUACAGCAUGUUGGCGUCGAAGACAUGGUGCUGCUCAGCAAACUCACCGAGCAGGCCAUCGCUGACAAUCUCAAGAAGCGACUGCACGGCAAUAGUAUCUUUACAUACAUUGGUCCAGUGCUAAUCUCUGUGAAUCCAUUCAAACAAAUGCCGUACUUUACCGAAAAGGACAUGGAUCAGUAUCAGGGAGCUGCGCAGUACGAGAACCCACCACAUAUCUAUGCACUGGCCGAUAACAUGUACAGAAACAUGCUCAUCGACAACGAAUCACAAUGUGUAAUCAUUAGUGGUGAAAGUGGUGCCGGUAAAACUGUAGCCGCUAAAUACAUCAUGAGCUACAUCUCGCGCAUCUCAGGAGGGGGGCCAAAAGUGCAGCACGUCAAAGACGUCAUUCUACAAUCGAAUCCCCUUCUGGAGGCGUUUGGGAAUAGUGCCACUGUGCGGAACUGGAAUUCGUCUCGAUUUGGGAAAUACGUGCAGAUCAGUUUCGGCCGAGGAGGCGAGCCGAUUGGAGGCAAAGUGACUAAUUUCCUCCUGGAGAAGUCAAGAGUCGUACAACAGAACCGCGGUGAUCGUAAUUUCCACAUUUUCUAUCAACUAUGCGCAGGAGCUGGGAAGAAUAUACGAUCAACUCUUGGAAUUGGAGCACUAGAUUACUAUAACUACCUGAACCACAGCGGCGUCUACAAAGCUGCAGAUACGGACGACGCUAAGGAAUUCCAGAGUACACUUCAUGCGAUGAACGUGGUGGGAAUCAACGACGAAACACAGCUUGAAAUCCUGAAACUCGUUUCUGCCGUUCUCCAUAUCGGAAAUAUUUCUUUUAUGGAAGAGAACAACUUUGCUGCCGUCGACAAUGUAGACAUGUUGCAAUUCCCUGCUUUCUUGCUUGGACUUCCGCCAGAGGCCAUUCAACAGAAGCUCACAGCGCGUAAGAUGGAAAGCAGGUGGGGCAAUAAAACUGAGACGAUCGAUGUGACAUUGAAUGUUGAGCAGGCGAACUACACAAGGGAUGCGUGGACAAAAGCGAUUCACGCUCGAGUGUUCGACUAUCUAGUGGAUUCGGUGAAUAGAGCGAUACAAGUCGCCGAUGGUGUCGAUACGGGUCUUUCGAUCGGGAUUCUUGACAUUUACGGGUUCGAGAUAUUCGAUCACAAUGGGUUUGAGCAGUUCUGCAUAAACUUCGUCAAUGAGAAACUACAGCAGAUUUUCAUUGAGUUGACACUAAAAGCGGAACAGGAAGAAUACGUCCGUGAGCAGAUUCGAUGGCAAGAGAUCGAUUACUUCAACAACAAAGUCGUCUGCGAUUUAAUCGAAGCGAAACGGCCUCCAGGAAUAAUGUGCAUUUUGGACGACGUUUGCGCGCAGAAUCAUGGACAGUCCGAAGGAGUAGAUGCCCAGUUGCUGAGCCAUCUGAACAAGACCUUCUCGCAACAUCCGCACUAUCAGCCUGGUGCUCAGUGUUUUCUUGUGAAACACUAUGCUGGCGAUGUGGUCUAUGAUGUUGAUGGUUUUUGCGACCGUAAUCGUGAUGUGCUUUAUCCAGAUCUCAUCCUUCUAAUGCAGCAAAGCUCUAACGCAUUUCUCCGCUCACUUUUUCCGGAGAACGCAAAUGCCACAACUGGAAAACGGCCGACGACAGCAUCCACGAAAAUUCGAAAUCAAGCGAAUGCUCUUGUUGAGUCUCUUAUGAAAUGUACACCGCACUACGUUCGAUGUAUCAAACCAAAUGAGACGAAAAAACCCGGAGAUUGGGACGACCAGAGGGUUCGACAUCAAGUGGAAUAUCUUGGAUUACGGGAGAACAUACGUGUCAGACGUGCAGGGUUCGCAUACCGUCGAUCGUUUGAGAAAUUUCUGUGGAGGUACGCGAUACUCACACAGGAGACCUGGCCUAGCUACAGAGGAGACCCACGGCAGGGUUGUCAGAUCAUUUGUCGAAGCGUGAACAUGGAUCCGGACCAAUUUCAGAUGGGGACAAGCAAGAUUUUCAUUAAAAAUCCAGAGUCGUUGUUCUUAUUGGAAGAGGUCCGCGAGAAGAAGUACGAUGGAUUUGCGCGAAAGAUCCAGAAGGCCUGGCGACAAUUUAACGCUAGGAAGCAUCAUACUAAGCAGAAAGAACAAGCUUCAGAUUUAUUCUUCGGCAAAAAAGAACGACGACGAUAUUCGUUGAACCGGAACUUUGUUGGCGACUAUAUCGGUCUAGAAUACCAUCCAGUUUUACAAAGUCUUGUUGGGAAACGGGAGCGCGUGGAUUUUGCUCAUACGGUAACCAAAUACGACCGGCGAUUUAAGCCGUCUAAACUCGAUCUCCUUCUAACAGCCAAACACCUCACUCUGAUUGGCCGAGAAAAAUCCAAAGAGAAGGUCAACAAGGGCCAAUUGGUCGAAGUGAUCAAAAGGCAAAUUGACAUCGCCCAUAUUCUUUCCGUGGGGCUAUCUCCCUAUCAAGAUGACUUCCUUGUGAUAAACGUUCGCGAGAACUAUAGCUCCCUGCUGGAGACUCCUUUCAAAACCGAACUGAUCACAGCACUAAGCAAACACUUCAAAGAACGAACCCGUGGUGGGAUCCUACAGCUGGAGUUCCUCCAAACGCACACGAUAACACUGAAGAAAACAAGGUUUGGAGGCGGUACACGACAAAUCACCUUCCACCUAGCCGGCGUCGGCCAACGAGCUGAGCUUAAACCGAACGGAAAAGUGCUUCAUGUCACUAUUGGACAAGGUCUUCCAAACACUACACGACCAGCAAUGGCCCGUCCUACAACGGGCUAUCAGCGAAGAGUGGAUAAACUGAGGACUUCAACGCGGAAAACGCCUCAUCGACCUGCCCCUCCUCUGCAUGGUGGACAGGAGUUGAGCAACAACCACGGAAUGACAAACGAGCUUCCCACAUCGAUCGUGGACAGACGACCUUCAGGUCAAAGCGGUGUCAGUCAGAUCUCAACCGGUGAGAAAUCGUCGUCGAAUUCGUCCUGGAAUCAGUCCACGACAACAAGCGUCAGUUCAGCAAAUAAUCCCACCCGGUAUGGCGGAGUACCAACAGCUUUAGUUCAAGGUCGUGCUGAACCACGAGCAGCUGACGUUCGACCCGCUCCUCGACCUAAUAAGCCUAAACCACCGGCUAAACCACGGCUGUACCCCAUUGUCAAAGCUUUAUACGAUUACGAUGCGCAGGAUACGGAUGAACUAUCUUUCUCAGCCGGUGACGAGAUUGAACUAAUGCAGAAACAUGAUUCCGGUUGGUGGCAAGGAAAACUAGGAGACAAGAUUGCGCUCUUCCCUGCUAACUAUGUACAGGAGUGA